GCGUGCAAUCUUGAGUAACCCCGACCUGCUUCCCAAAACCCCAUGGACUCGAAUGUUGGAAAACGACUUCUGGGGUACUCCUUUGAGCAACAGUGGAUCCCAUGGAUCGUACCGCCCGUUAUGUGUCCUGACUUUCCGCCUGAACUAUCUACUGGGCGGUUUCCAACCGUGGGGCUACCACCUGGUGAACGUGCUACUCCACUGCACAGCUACAGCUCUGCUCAUACGACUAGCAAAACUGAUCCUACCGAAGGCAAAAUCGAAAGUUGGAGCUACUAUUACUGGGCUAGUUUUCGCCACUCACCCUAUACACACCGAGACAGUGGCUGGAGUGGUGGGUAGGGCAGAUUUGGCAGCUUGCAACUUCUAUUUUCUGUCACUGUUAGCUUAUAUCGCGCAUGUCAAAUAUAGAGACGUGUUGUGCUGCCCAGUUUAUCGUAAAAAACACGUAGCUCCAAGAGCUGACACGAAGCGGUAUCACAGGUUCGUGUAUGCACUGCAGAAAAACGUGACUAGCUGUAACUGGCCCAAAAGGCACUUGAGAGACUUUGAACAUUCGGAUAGAAAUGUUUCUAUAACUAGUGUUUUAGUGAAGACUUCGGAAAAGGGACAAGAGACAUGUGUGUGCUGUUGGAAGAACAACAUGAAACUGUGGAUAUAUUUUGCUUUGUGUUUAUUACUUGCUGUCGCUGCAAUGUUGAGCAAAGAAACUGGAAUCACCGUGUUGGGGAUUUGCUUCGUUUAUGAUUUAGUGUAUUCAUCUCCAGGUCAGAAGAAACAAGCCCGCAGUUUAUUGAUCCUCAUCGUCGCCCUGUCAGUCAUCCUCGCAGUACGACUCCAAACACGAACGCCGCAAUUCUCAACAGCGGAUAAUCCCACAGCGAGAGAAACGGAUUUCUUGACGAGGUUUCUCACCUUCUCCUAUCUGCCUGUCUUCAACUUCUGGUUGCUGCUGUUUCCCAACACACUGAGCUUCGAUUGGGGCAUGGAGGCCAUCCCCAGGAUAACCAGCCUUCGGGAUGGAAGAAAUCUGGUGACGGUGGCUUUCUACUUGGGGCUAGCACAAGUGCUCAGGAGAUGUGUCAGGAGUGUCAUCCUGCAGGAAAAGGCUGAAGUGGGAAAGUAUCACUCUUGUACGAUUUGCAUGUCCAGCAGUUUCGACAUGCACUCCAACUCCUGUCGCACUACGAACAAUAACAACUCAACGAACUUUCACCCUUCUUCGUGCGUGUGCUAUACCUCCUCCAAGCUAUCCUCAGGGCGAAGGACUCUGAACUACAGCAGCGCGUUGCUUCUCUCACUUGCCUUCCUAGCGCUUCCUUUCCUCCCUGCUACGAACUUUCUAUUCUACGUGGGGUUUGUAGUGGCUGAGAGGGUGCUGUAUCUUCCCAGCGCGGGGUUGUGUUUGUUGCUAGGUUUGGCAGGAGCUUUGCUCUGGGAGAGGUACAGACGAUUCAGACCAGUGUUUUUGUUUUGUUUGGUGCUCGUAUUGGUGGCUUUUAGUGCAAAGACUGUUUUUCGGAAUAGAGACUGGCGGGAUGAAGAGGCGCUCUAUAGGUCGGCUAUUCCAGUUAACCCGCCAAAAGCUUAUGGAAAUCUGGGCAGCGUCCUCAGCAGCCAGGGCCGUGUAGUCGAGGCGGAAUUAGCAUUUCGAGAAGCUCUCCACUACAGACCCAACAUGGCAGACGUCCAUUACAAUCUGUGA
Molecule: messenger RNA, 1705 nt
Organism: Leptinotarsa decemlineata (Colorado potato beetle)
Lineage: Eukaryota; Metazoa; Arthropoda; Insecta; Coleoptera; Chrysomelidae
Product: protein O-mannosyl-transferase Tmtc2
Biological process (GO): protein O-linked glycosylation via mannose
Cellular component (GO): endoplasmic reticulum membrane
Molecular function (GO): mannosyltransferase activity; protein binding
Source: RefSeq, a predicted model, not a curated record